CAUUUCACUGCGGCACUGCGAUGCACGGUGGUGUCCCUUGGGUCAGCUGCGCAGGAUUGAGGGGAUGGCAGUUGCUAGAAAAACUAUGCUUCCAUGAAUGUUAGAAGUAACAAUGUUUGUUGGCGUAAAGUAUUACGAUGGGCGGUUGCAUUGGCACCAGAAACAGUAGACCAUCAUCCGGUAUCGAAUCCACCGAUGAAACUAACUUGCAACAAACUGUUUCUAUAGGAAAGAACCAACCGCUCCGACAUGAGAAACCACGGUGGAAAAGUGAUGUGCCGCUCAUGGAAGGCCAGCUGCGCAGUAAGCGGGACGAGUUCUGGGACACCGCACCAGCCUUCGAGGGCCGUAAGGAAAUCUGGGAUGCCCUCAAGGCGGCCGCUUAUGCCGCAGAAACCAACGACUUCACUCUCGCGCAAGCCAUCAUUGACGGAGCCAACAUCUCUCUCCCAAACGGGACCUUGCUUGACUGCUACGAUGAGCUAGGCAACCGGUACCAGCUGCCUGUCUACUGUCUGAGUGCACCAGGCAACCUGGUGGAGGAUGCAAGUGACGCUGAGUCACCAUCACCAGAGAGCGAGCCAUGUGCGGGUCAUGAGAUACUUCUCAAGUUGCGCCUCUCUACCACAGGAAAGGACACCAAGAUGGCUGUGCGCACGGGUGAGACCAUCCUGGCGGCGAAGCGGCGCUUGGAGGACCUUGAGGGCAUCCCAACCAGCCACCAACGUUGGUUCUUUGGGGGCAAGCUGCUCUCAGAUCGGACGCGUGUCGAUGAAGCCAAGCUGCAAAUGGGCUUUGUUGUCCAGGUAGCUGUGGCCACUCCAAGUUAGUGCCCCCCUCCCCCUUGCGACCACUGUGUCCGGGAACCCCUGCUGCACAAGACUGACAGAGCACAGCACGCCAGCACAUUGGUGCCUGUGGGUGCACUGCCCAGCGUGUGUUGCACCAGCACCUCUACCGUGUUUGAAGAAGCCCAGUGUGUUUGAGCACCCUUCCUGUGCAGUGGUUCGGACAAGGGCAAGAUCUAGGGGACACAGAGCCUUGUUCUUAAGAACAUUUAGUCCAUUUUUUAACUUAAUGCCGUAUGUAGCUCUGAGUAGUUGAAUCAGCUCAUAUUGACCAAAAUUGACCCUGCAUGCCAGCUGCAGCCAUUUUUGCUGCACGAAAGUCCAGAGGAGUAUGUUGCCCUGGUCUGUGUUAGUGAGGAGUCAAGUGGUGCUCACUGCACGCUAUGCCUAGGCAUGCAACCUGAGUGGAAUGAAUGUUGUUUUCAGAAUUACCAGCACCUUUGAUUUGCGAUGUCCUGGUUUGGAUUGAGUCUGUUCAACCUUUCCAAGGACUGCAAUCAGCACUGUAGCCUUCAGUGUUGCAGGUGCGUCAGUGCAAUGGCCUGGACCAGGAAGUGGACAGAGCCUUUGGUUUUAGCUGCUACUUUUUAAGAUUUUACAGCGCUGCUAGUUGUGAAUUGUCUAUUCAGCCUGAUUGAAGCAAAUAUGUAGUCAAGGCAGUUAGAGGAUGCCCAGCAACCAUGUCGUAAGGCUCCUUUCUGCAAGAGCCCUUAAUUGGCUCCUUAUGCCAUGUUGUGUUGUGGCAUAUCUCUGAAAUGAAUCAUUUCUGAUAAUCAUUUUAUGCAUGUCUUAGUGCCCAUGUUGACUAGUGGCACAACUGUGCUUGAAACGUGAUAGAAUUUGUUUAGUUUUUCUUCCUAGGCUUAUUGCUAUUUUAAUGCUUUUAAGGAUGCAUUUAUGAAAAGUCAUUUUGUUUGCUGUACAUAUAUGUAUAUAUCAUAUACAACUAAUGCCAUUUGUAUUUGCGUAUACAAAUAGUCUGCUUUUGAUAUAAACCUUUAUUUGAAAGCGCCUACCAGGCAGAUUUAUAGGAUGACACAAAUUUAGUUCAAGAUUUUAUGCGCGUGUACUUUGUGUUUGCCUGUUAAAAGACACAAAUAAAAACAUCCUAUCUUUGUGCAA
Messenger RNA from Rhipicephalus sanguineus (brown dog tick), 1970 nucleotides. Its product is annotated as ubiquitin domain-containing protein 1. Gene Ontology annotation, molecular function: protein binding. The record is from RefSeq and is a predicted model, not a curated record. Bases 138 to 830 code for a protein of 230 amino acids. The transcript is spliced from 3 exons. Lineage: Eukaryota; Metazoa; Arthropoda; Arachnida; Ixodida; Ixodidae.